Kwoniella botswanensis is the source of this 438-nucleotide messenger RNA. RefSeq lists its product as uncharacterized. Bases 1 to 438 code for a protein of 145 amino acids. The transcript has a single exon. The record is from RefSeq and is a predicted model, not a curated record. NCBI's taxonomy places the organism in Eukaryota, Fungi, Basidiomycota, Tremellomycetes, Tremellales, Cryptococcaceae.
AUGGGAAUCAGAUUUGAUGCGAAUGGCAAUUUCCUGAACGUCUGGGAUCAGGGUCAACCCGAUAAAGAUAGGAACUUGUCCGGUGCCAGCGGAAGAGCUAGGCUGUCCAAUUUUGUCGAGAAGACCAUCGAUCUUGGACCAGGAGAGAGCUUUGGUGGUGAGGAUAUAUAUUCCACCUACUGGUUAGGCCGAGGGGUAUGUCCCACAAGCUCAAUCGUUAAAGUUACUGCCAGAGAUCAGCCACACAGUGAGGGGAUAAUGGAGGGAACCCUCUCACCAUCCACUUGUCCUAGUUUGACUUUUGGACAUUACGUCUUUUCUGUGACAUCGGAAAAGUCCACUUCCACUGUCGAUUCAGAACCACCUGACGAAGCUGCUGUCAGGAGAGAGCUGUUGACGGAAUUGAACGAAGCCACGAAUGGUUCGACUCGUGCUUGA